AAAUGACAAGGAAUGUGUUCACAACAACAAACGCGAACAGGAUUCAAAUAUUUGGAUGAUCUGAAACAAAAGGAAAAAUUUCGAAACAUUUUCGUUUAUGAAUGUGAAUAGGGAAAGAAUGACAACAAGCAUGCUGCAAGAUUCGUAUUCAAGAAAGAAUCCCGCUACCCGUCUGACGUCAUUUCUGUUUGGAUCCAACCCUAUCGACAAGCAGGACAACCAGCGUGAAAGUGCACGACACCUGGCAGAGCACAAGCAGCAACGACAAGUGAAUGAUGUCUUCUCUACAAUUGCCAGCGAUCUGUUAAAAAGCAUUGAGGCAGAAGAACAUUCUUUUACAAUGCCUGCCAAUUAUUGCCGAAACAGUUAUGACGAACAGACAUUUUUCGACCCUUUGGAUGAAGAGAUGGAUUACAGGCAGUAUGACUACAUUCGCAAUAAAUUUCAUUGCUACCAAGCUAGCCAUCAGAAUUCAAAGACUCGGCUCGAAAACUACGGAACACGAUUCGAUGUCCAGCUGGCAUCAGAUUUCAUCGAUUAUAGAGACGAUCUUUAUGAGCAGUUAGACUUUUCGUCCAACGCAAGAUCAUACAGCUUUGAUGAGCCCGCUUCACUCUCUUCUGGUUCCUUGAGCCCCGGCAGCCUCGACUUCGACUUGUCUCUAACACCUUUUCAACUGGCGGAACGAAAGAAGUCAAGGAAACCACCCGAAGGAUAUUUGUGUCAUCUCUGUUUCUGUAAGGGACACUACAUAAAAGACUGCCCGCAGGCAAGGCCCAAGGGAGAAGGGCUGACACCCUACCAAGGGAAGAAGCGAUGCUUUGGUGAAUACAAAUGUCCUUCAUGCAAGCGCAAGUGGAUGAGUGGAAAUAGUUGGGCCAACAUGGGCCAGAUGUGCAUCAAGUGCAACCUAAACGUAUACCCACACAAACAAAGGCCCUUGGACAAGCCGGAUGGUCUCGAUGUCUCCGACCAGACAAAGGAGCACCCGCAAAUGCUGUGUGAGAAGUGCAAGGUUUUGGGUUAUUACUGCAGACGUGCGUCCAGCUAAAUUCAAUCAAGGUCUCCUCUGCAAAUAUGUUGAAAUAUCAUUUUUUGCAAAUAAGAAUGCAACGUUUUAUAAAUGUACUAGCCCUCUUUCAUUAUAAACGAAAGUUUAAAAGUAUUCUAGGGCACAGCUAAAGUGGAAGGAUAAUGAUUUAUUUACAACAGUGUGAUUCCUCGAAGCUGGCAAAUCGCUUAUUUCAAUGUUUGCUCCAUUGCUUCGAUGCUGCCUGAAUUUUCUUACAUUAGCUCGAGAAACCUAAAUUCCUAUUAGCAAACAGUUAUGAAAAUAAGUUUACCUCCUUUAUUUCAGAGGCAUGUUCUUCAUGACGAUAUAAAUAUUAUACCAGUGCCAGUUGCAGUUGCCAGAUAUGCCAGUUGCAAUCCAUUGCAUAAAUCAGGAUAAAUUACCACUUGUAGUUUACUAGAGUCCUUUCCACGCAUUGUCACUACCAGGCUUUUUAAGUCGUUGAAAAAUUGCAGGCUUUUUAAGUCGUUGAAAUAUUGUCGUGGUAGCCUAAGGUUUCUUUUCAUUAAGAAUGUACUUUAAAAUUUGUGAAUUAUCACUGUCUGUUAGAAGCAGAGUUCUGUCGAUCGAGUAAUGUUUAUACUAGUUAACUGAUCAUUUUCAUAGAAGCGAUAAAUAGCGUUCUAAUGAGCCAUGUUUAUAUUGACGACUCCAGAGAGCAUAUUAAACGCCCUUCUCGCUGGAACUACGUUAUACGAAUUUAUGCAACAAAUUUAUAUUUUAGUUAUUUUUUCUAUCAUCACCGAAGAGUCUUAGUAGGGGCACAGCGCAUCACAACAGGAGCACAGAACAACCCUACAAACAGGUCUCAGUUUGAAUAUGUGGCACAUCAUGAUUGAGGGUAUUUCCAUGAUGGUACAUUAACUAAGGGCAUCUUCGUUUUGCAUCAAUAUUGGGAGUCUUAGCUGGGGUAUUAUUAUCCUAAACUCUGAGUUCAAUACACGCAUGGCAAAGUAAGUUGAAUAUAAUAUCUUUGUUCGUAUAAAUAUCGGAAUAUAAUGUUUUGGAAAUUUGCUAGCAUUGAAUUGUUAAAGUUGCUGUUCACUAAAAAGAAUAUCGGCGUGCUUUAGAGUUUUAUUUGUAGAAACUUUGUACAACUAUAUUAAGUUUUAAGAAGUGUAAUACUCAUUUAUUAAUAUAUUUUAGUUGAAAAAAGGUCAACUGUCGAUAA
Rhopilema esculentum is the source of this 2243-nucleotide messenger RNA. Lineage: Eukaryota; Metazoa; Cnidaria; Scyphozoa; Rhizostomeae; Rhizostomatidae. The record is from RefSeq and is a predicted model, not a curated record.